GGAAGCGUUCGCUAUGGCUGCCAGGCAGGAGGUGCUCGCUUUGCAGGCUGAAGUUGCCCGGCGCGAGGAAGAGCUGAGUUCCCUGAAGCAGAGGCUGGCGGCAGCCCUUUUGGAAGAACAAGAACCAACGCCAGAACGGCCAGUUCAGGUGUCGCCGCUGCCUUCGAAGGCCGCGCUGUCCCGAGAUGAGAUUCUGCGCUAUAGCCGGCAGUUAGUGCUGCCUGAGCUGGGCGUGCACGGACAGCUGCGCCUGGCAACCGCGUCCGUGCUAAUCGUGGGCUGCGGUGGGCUCGGCUGUCCCCUGGCGCAGUACCUAGCAGCGGCUGGCGUGGGCCGCCUCGGCCUUGUGGACUAUGACGUGGUGGAGAUGAGCAAUCUGGCCCGCCAGGUGCUGCAUGGCGAGGCACUGGCCGGCCAGGCCAAGGCUUUUUCCGCCGCCGCCUCGCUGCGCCGCCUCAAUUCGGCGGUGGAAUGCGUGCCCUACGCCCAGGCCCUUACGCCGGCCACGGCUCUAGACCUAGUCCGCCGCUAUGAUGUGGUGGCCGACUGCUCCGACAACGUCCCCACUCGCUACCUGGUUAACGACGCAUGCGUGCUGGCCGGCCGGCCCCUAGUGUCUGCCAGCGCCUUGCGCUUCGAAGGCCAAAUCACAGUCUACCACUACGACGGCGGGCCUUGCUAUCGCUGCGUAUUCCCCCAGCCACCCCCAGCGGAGACAGUGACCAACUGCGCGGAUGGCGGGGUGCUCGGUGUCGUAACAGGCGUUCUGGGCUGCCUGCAGGCACUGGAAGUGCUGAAAAUCGCUGCUGGUAUGGGUCCCUCUUACAGUGGCAGCCUGUUGCUCUUUGAUGCUCUCAGAGGGCAUUUCCGUUGUAUUCAGCUGCGGAGCCGCAAGCCUGACUGUGCAGCUUGUGGGGAGCGGCCCACAGUGACUGACCUGCAGGACUAUGAAGCCUUCUGUGGCUCCUCAGCCACCGAUAAAUGCCGCUCCCUGCAGUUACUGAGCCCUGCAGAGCGGGUUUCUGUCACCUACUAUAAGCGACUUUUGGAUUCUGGGGCACCUCAUCUGUUGCUGGACGUCAGGCCUCAAGUGGAGGUGGACAUCUGUCGUUUGCCUCAUGCCCUGCACAUCCCUUUGAAACAGUUGGAACGGAGAGAUCCAGAGAGCCUGAAACUGUUAGGAGAAGCAAUCCGGGAAGGGAAACGAGAUGCGCAAGAGGGAGCUGCUGACUCCAUUUAUGUGAUUUGCAAACUGGGAAAUGACUCCCAGAAAGCCGUGAAGAUCCUACAGUGCUUAACAGCAGCCCAAGUGUUAGACCCUGUAACAGUUCGGGAUGUUGUGGGGGGCCUCAUGGCCUGGGCUGCCAAAAUCGAUGGAACAUUUCCGCAGUACUGACGUGACUGACACAAUCUGAUGAGAAAGAUGUGGAUUGCCAUAAUACCUCAAAGGUAUACUUAUUUGCAUUUCCUCAGUUCUAUAGAGAGGAACCUUGGAUUCCACAAUAUCUGUGAAUGCAUGAACUCUUUUUUUUUUUAGAAGUUUUUUUUAUUGUAAUGUAUUGAAUGACUUGCUUACUAAAGGAUUAUACUAUUUUUGAGAACUGUCAAGUGUUUUUACUUCAAGGGUGUCUUAAACAUGUGAGAUGUAAUGUGACAAUAUUUUGUAUUUUAUUUUGUAUUUUAAACUGCAGAUGAUUUACCUGUCCUACUUUUAUUCACCUCCAGUCGAAAAGCUCUCUAAAUCAUUUAUCUUAUACCUGGAAUUAAGAUGUAGUGAACUUAGUCUUACCAAGUUGAUCACAGAUCAUGUACUUAGGGCCAGUUUAUUGUUUAGUUAAGUUAACUAAAACUUAUUUCUGUCUCAAAUACAAAGUAUAUCCUACAGAAAUAAAUGCUUAAUAUGUAAAUUGAUUUAA
Carlito syrichta (Philippine tarsier) is the source of this 1916-nucleotide messenger RNA. RefSeq names its product molybdenum cofactor synthesis 3 (gene MOCS3). The coding region runs from base 14 to 1396 and encodes 460 amino acids. The transcript has a single exon. The record is from RefSeq and is a predicted model, not a curated record. Gene Ontology annotation, cellular component: cytosol; cytoplasm. NCBI's taxonomy places the organism in Eukaryota, Metazoa, Chordata, Mammalia, Primates, Tarsiidae. Gene Ontology annotation, molecular function: thiosulfate-cyanide sulfurtransferase activity; URM1 activating enzyme activity; adenylyltransferase activity. Gene Ontology annotation, biological process: protein urmylation; tRNA wobble position uridine thiolation.